UAACGGCAGCGAUCUGCGAUUUUGCGACAACGACAUUCAUCUGGCAACGCCGCAUCUCGCUGUGCGUCGAGACUCGAGACCGUCGAGCAGCAAUUUAGUCCACUCCUUUUACCUUUAGUCUGGCCAGUCUAAUAGUAGUCACUAGUAGUUAGAAGAUAGCCUGUGAUAUUAUGUUAUAGUGUAUGUCGGCUUAUCAUCGUUUAAUAUCGUAAAUAAUGUCCGAGGGCAGUAAAACAACCGGUCCUCAAUUUGCGUCUGUUUACCUUUACGAUAAAAAAAAGUCAUUAUUGUUCCAGUCUCAAACAUCUUACAUUUUAAAUUUGAAAAAUAUAAAUCCUAGAAACAAAGAAAGUUCCAAGUAAAAGUCGACAACACGAUUAGCGAUGGAUGGAUCUGUGAUAUUGGAGAUUCAGAGACUAAUUUGGCUAAAAACAACAGUAGGCAGCAUAUCCCAGCAAAGAGGACCUUAGCCUCGGCAACUGAGUCGUCAACUGAGGAAGAAGUAGAUAAAAAAAAAAAAAAAAGUCAAAUCAAUUUUGCAACAGCAAAGAAGAAAUUUGUUCAGCAUUAAAAAAACGCAUUGAAAUGCAAUCAAAGUUAGAAGUGAAAAAACAAUUAGCAAAGCAUCAGACAACUGAGAUAGUGAGUGGCCUUGUCAACAUCUCAAAUGACAAUGAAAUAUUACCGGAAGAUGUCCUUUCUGUCAACUCCAUCAAUGUUGAUAAAAUUUUAACAGAAACUGACCUUGCUACAAAAUCCACAAAUGUCGAUGAAACUGGCUUUCCUGUAAAAUCUACCUACGAUGAAGAUUCAAGGACCGUCGUAUUGUCACAAGAGAAAUUAUUCGGCGAAGCUGUAGAGGUUAUAGAAAUGGUGUCUCAACAAGAAAUAUUGUCAGAGGAAACUGUCCAGGAAGAUUUGCAUACACUGAUUGAGGGCGAUUUAUCAGGAAAUGACAUUUCCUUCCAAGGCAUUUUGAAAGAAUACAAUAGCCGAAAUUCUGAGAGCGAAGUGAUAAUUGACAAUAUGAGAAAGCAACUUGAAGAACAAAUUCUUGAAAACGUCAAAUUGAAAAAAGAAAUUGCGAUAAAAAAUAAAAUUCUGGAAGUCAGAAAUUUAAGAAUUUCUGAAGUUGAGGAUAUUAACUUCAAGCUGCAAAAUCAAGUUGUGGAUGGCAUGCUAGAAGUUUCAGAAUUAAUUAAAGGACAAACAGCGCGAAUAGAAGGUGAACAAUUUACGGCGGAGCCAUUUGUUGGACGUAUAACGAGAGACUAUAGAAAGUUUCACAUGGGAAGAGGUGAAUUUCUAAACGUGGAAAAUUAUGCUUUAGCCAUGAGCAACGUUGAUAAACCGUCACAAUUCGUAAAAAACCUUUCUGUGGCCGUAUUUGGAAAAGACAUCUUAAGGAAAAGCACGGUUUCGGGACGUAAGAGCAAUCGGAGCAAGGACGAAGAAAUUCCUCCUGCUCUUGACUCCACAAAACUUCUAGCAAUUUACGAUACCUAUAAAUAUUGGUUAAAAAAGGAGAGAAAGUUUUCUCAAAACGAGGCUGACCUGGAGGGUAUGAAAACAUUUUCAUACGUAUCGAGACAAAUUGGAGAUUUAAAAUGUAAUAGAAAGAAAAAGAUCUAUAAGCAAGUUAGUGGACGAAAAAUAAUUGGCAUUGAAGCUGCGGAAAAAGAAGCAGAAGUGGAAAAUAAUGAAGCAGUUGGAGUAGAAGCAGCCUAAACAAAAAAUUUAAUAUUUUAUAAAAAUAUAAUAUAUUGUAAAAAUAAAAUAUAAUAUAUAAUAAAAUAAU
Molecule: messenger RNA, 1798 nt
Organism: Leptopilina boulardi
Lineage: Eukaryota; Metazoa; Arthropoda; Insecta; Hymenoptera; Figitidae
Exons: 7
Coding region: 586-1728 (380 amino acids)
Source: RefSeq, a predicted model, not a curated record